Messenger RNA from Lactuca virosa, 2127 nucleotides. The record is from the annotation of a GenBank genome assembly. NCBI's taxonomy places the organism in Eukaryota, Viridiplantae, Streptophyta, Magnoliopsida, Asterales, Asteraceae.
AUGGCUUCCACUUUCUUCACUGCAAAUUCAUUAGACCUAAAACAUCAUCACAAUCAAAUCCCCUUCACCUUCACCUUCACCUUCAACUCGCCAAAACGAACAAAGAAAUCGCCAUUUUUCUACUGCAAUUCCUCCAAAUCACCACCUAAACCAUCGAUUCCAGACCUAUCAGAAGACACCAAGAAGCAAAACCCUUCUUUAGCCGAUCAACUCAAAACCUUAUCCACAACAACCCUCUCAGACCCCCCACAAAAAACCACCCAAUUGUUGACAAAACCUAAAUCGAUUUGGGUCAACCCGACGAAGCCUAGACCUUCUGUUCUUAACCUUCAAAGACAGAAAAAAACCUCUUAUUCGUAUAACCCCCAAAUUAGAGACCUUAAACUGUUUUCUAAGAAGCUUAAUGACUGUGAAAACUCUGAAGAAGCUUUCCUGAAAGUUCUUGAAGACAUCCCACAUCCACCCACUAGAGAAAACGCACUUUUGGUACUCAAUAGCUUGAAACCAUGGGAAAAGGCUAUCUUUUUCUUCAAUUGGCUCAAAACCCAAGAGUCAUUCCCUAUGGAAACCAUAUUCUACAAUGUUACCAUGAAAUCUUUGCGAUUCGGAAGGCAAUUUCAGCUCAUUGAAGAUCUUGCUAACGAAAUGAUCAGUAACGGAGUUGCAUUAGACAACAUAACGUAUUCAACCAUCAUUACAUGUGCAAAAAGAUCAAAUCUUUUCGAUAAAGCAGUCGAAUGGUUUGAAAGAAUGUACAAAACAGGACUAAUGCCCGAUGAAGUUACUUACUCAGCUGUUCUUGACGUCUAUGCCAAGUUAGGUAAAGUUGAAGAAGUCAUGAGUUUAUACGAAAGAGGAAGAGCAAGCGGGUGGACCCCAGAUGCAAUCGCGUUUGCAGUUUUAGCAAAAAUGUUUGGUGAAGCAGGUGAUUACGAUGGUAUACGAUACGUUCUUCAAGAAAUGAAAUCUCUAGAUGUAAAACCAAACUUAGUUGUCUUCAACACAUUAUUAGAAGCAAUGGGGAAGGCGGGAAAACCGGGAUUAGCCCGGAGUUUAUUCGAAGAAAUGGUGGCUGCCGGAGUUUCACCGGAUGCAAAAACCCUAACUUCAUUGGUCAAGAUUUAUGGGAAAGCAAGGUGGGCCCGGGAUGCAUUAGAUCUAUGGCAAAGAAUGAAAUCAAACGGGUGGCCAAUGGAUUUCAUUCUUUACAACACCUUAUUAAGUAUGUGUGCGGAUCUUGGAUUACAAGAAGAAGCCGAAAAUUUGUUCGAUGACAUGAAACAAUCGGUAAAUUGUAAACCGGAUAGUUGGAGUUACACCGCGAUGCUUAACAUAUACGGAAGUGGUGGAAACGUUGAAAAAGCGAUGAAUUUAUUCGAAGAAAUGUCGCGAGAAAAUGUCGCGAUUAAUGUCAUGGGGUGUACGUGUUUGAUUCAGUGUUUGGGUCGGGCGAAAAAGAUAGACGAAUUGGUAACGGUUUUCGAUACAUCGGUCGCGCGUGGGGUCCGACCCGAUGAUCGGUUAUCCGGAUGUUUGCUUUCGGUUGUGUCGUAUUGUGAAUCGGGUGAAGAUUUGGAUAAAGUUAUCGCUUGUUUACAAAAAUCCAACCCGCGAUUGGUUUCUUUUGUGAAUUCAUUAGAAUCGGAAGUCGGGAUCGAAACUUUAAAGAACGAAUUCAAAACAAUCUUAAAUGAAACCGAAGUUGAGGCGCGAAGACCGUUUUGCAAUUGUUUGAUUGACAUUUGUAGAAAAAGGAACUUAAUUGGGCGGGCCCACGAGCUACUUUACAUGGGGACAAUGUACGGGUUGUACCCGGGGUUACACACGAAGACACCCGAGGAAUGGCGGUUGAAUGUUCGGUCACUAUCGGUGGGUGCGGCUCACACCGCGUUUGAGGAAUGGGUGCGGACUUUGAGUGAAAUGGUUAACCGUUAUGAGCCGUUGCCCGAGUUGUUGUCGGCUAGUACGGGUGCGGGGACUCAUAAGUAUUCACAAGGGCUUGGGAACGCGUUUGAGUCACAUGUGGCGAAGCUUUCGGCUCCUUUUAGGGCGAGUGAUGAAAAACCGGGUGUUUUUUUCGCGAGUCGGGAGGAUAUUGUGUCAUGGGUGCAAUCGAAGGUGGUUUAG